AUGUUUACACUUGUAGAAUACAAUAGAUUGAAACAUUUCAAUACGACCGUCGACUUUGAUCUCAGAUCGAACUAUGUUCAAAUCAUCAAUGAAAAGAGCUCGCCUACAGAGUUCACUCGCCAUGGCCUGAAUCCUGCUACCUUGGAAGCUUUACCGGAGGUUCCAAUUGCAACACCAGAGGAUCUUGAUAAAGCUACUGAAGCUGGAGAAGCUGCUUUCAAGCUCUGGUCUGCCACACCAUAUGAAGAGCGGUAG
Penicillium angulare is the source of this 255-nucleotide messenger RNA. RefSeq lists its product as uncharacterized. The transcript has 2 exons. The coding region runs from base 1 to 255 and encodes 84 amino acids. The record is from RefSeq and is a predicted model, not a curated record. Gene Ontology annotation, molecular function: oxidoreductase activity. Lineage: Eukaryota; Fungi; Ascomycota; Eurotiomycetes; Eurotiales; Aspergillaceae.